AUGUAUUUCAGCGACACCUUCCAGCCCUAUUUCCAGCAGAGCGAGGCGUGUCCAUCGACUGUGCCCACACCAACAACCAUGACGAAUACGGUGAAUACAAGCUACAUUAAUGGGUUUGGAACGAUGAAUCCGCACUUUUUGAAUGGGUACACGCCUGAGGGUUACUGUAAGUUAUGGUUAGUAGUUUUUUUAGGGGGGGGGGGAGAUAGGGUAAUAAAUAAAUAGUAAAAGGAAGAAAAUAGAGGUAGGGUGGGGUAAGAUAGGUUAGAGUAAGGUAACACUACAAGCACCCCCUAAAACAACCUAAUUUUAGUCGCCAACUUUCCCCAAGUACCACUACAUCCAGUAAACCCCUUAAGUCCUGAUUCUCCAUACAAUACAUCUUCAAACUACACAUCACCAGUCAGUAUUGACCAAAAACGGCCAAAGAAGAAGAAGCCUCGGAAUCUGUUCCAGAAAUCUCAAUUGGACGCCAUGAAUGAAGUCUUUAAGCGAGAAACAAAUCCAAAAAUGGAAACUUUGACACGCCUACAGGCGGUCACAAGAUUGACCAAGAAACAGGUAAGAAUGGUGUGAUAAGUGAUAAGUAGCCUACUGACAAGUUUUUACUAAAAACAGUUGAGGUAAUUUACGGUAAGACAGGUUACGUAAGAAUAAAGUUACAGUAUAAAUUUUCAGAUAAAAAUCUGGUUCCAAAACCGUCGUUACAAAGAAAAGAAAGGCCUGCAGGCAAAGACUUCAGCAUCAGUAUCACCAAGAGUUAAGGACGAUGAAGAAGAGUUGCCAACCGUUUUCGACCAAAAUAUGAACUUCAACAACACGGCUGUCAAUAACAUGAUGAAUAUGCAGCAGGACAACUUUUUUGUGAGUUUCAUCUUUAUAGGAUUCUACGUAUAGCACUCUUUUCUAGUAUAACCAAUGAUACUAUGAUACUAAAAAGUAUAGUACUAUCUUAAAGUGGUACUGUAAGACAAAUAUGGUACUAUAAUAUUUAGAAGUAGUACUAAAAAUAGUACUCAACCGUAAAUUUUUUUUUCUUUUUUCAGUAACAGUACUAGUACUAUUACAGUACUAUCAAGGUUUCAACAUUGAAUAAACUACUCAAAAUAUCAUAACAUACUAUACCAGUACUGUCAACAUUAAUCGUUGCCAUUUUCAGUACAACAACCAUCAGUUUAUGAACAACUGGACUCCACCUCCACAAUCUACAGUAUACCCACCUACCUUCCCUGCCUUUUACAAUGGCUUCACGGAACCCACGCCAAUGACAAAUCAGUUCCAAAGUUCGCUUACGGAUCAGUUGUAA
This is a messenger RNA of Bursaphelenchus okinawaensis, 1306 nucleotides long. NCBI's taxonomy places the organism in Eukaryota, Metazoa, Nematoda, Chromadorea, Rhabditida, Aphelenchoididae. The record is from the annotation of a GenBank genome assembly.